Molecule: messenger RNA, 1109 nt
Organism: Quercus lobata
Lineage: Eukaryota; Viridiplantae; Streptophyta; Magnoliopsida; Fagales; Fagaceae
Exons: 4
Coding region: 105-1004 (299 amino acids)
Molecular function (GO): nucleic acid binding; RNA-DNA hybrid ribonuclease activity
Source: RefSeq, a predicted model, not a curated record
CAGAGCUCAAUCAAUAUUUACAAGAGCCUCUUGUUACUAAUAGAGAGCUUGACAUAGUGGGUUGGUGGCAUACCAAUGGUCAAAAAUUUCCAACUCUUUGGAGGAUGGCUCGUGAUAUCUUGGCAAUUCCAAUGUCAACUUCUAUAUCAAAUUCUGCUUUCUAUAUUGAACCUAUGACAAUCAAUUCAAUCUUUGAUGGUUUGGAUCCGGAUAUCAUAGAGGCCUCGACGUGUGGGGGGGACUGGUUGGACAAUCCUACAAGGAUCACACCUAACAAGGACAAUGACCACUCUCCUGAACCUACUUAUUCUCCAUCGGUUUUUGCGGGGACUUAUUCAAGCUUGGAAACUCAGGAGAAGCAUGCUCCCUUUACUGCCGACACGGUACUCAUGCUUGGAAAUCCUGUUUCAACUUCGUGUCCUGACCCACUUCCAACUCGUACCGCGACUGAAGUGGUGGAUAUUCUUAGAAGAAAUGAGGCCCAGGGAUUACAGCAUAAUAGCAUGAGAUCUCAGGAAUAUUCUUGGUCUCCUCCCCCAAGCUCAUGGCUCAAAUUCAAUGUAGGUGCCGAAGUGCACGACUCCAACACUUUUUUAGCAGCGGUAGUGAGAAAUGAUGUAGGUGAUGUCGUUGAAGCAGGGAUAGCUUUGGAUAAUGUAACUAGCUCACUAGUGGCAGAAGCUCUUGCUUUCAAAUAUGCGAUGAAUUUAAUCAAACAAUAUUCAGUGCGAAAAGCCAUCAUAGAAGGAGAUGCACCGUUAGUAGUUAAUGCUUUGAAGGGCAGGAAAACAGACGCACCGUUGGAAAUUAAUGGUAUUGUUCAAGAAGUAUUUGCUGUGCUGGAUACUUGUACCGAUACGAUUGUGGAUUUCUCUUGCGUAAACAAAAGUUGUAAUUCCUUGGCUUAUGAUUGUAUUAAAUGGGCUACUAGAAAUAGGUUCUGGGGGAUCUUGCCCAUUAGUUGGUUUACUGGGGCUUCCUUUAUUGGCCCUACCUGUGUUUGACAGUAUGCUGGAGAGUGAUCUAAGCAUGUCUUUGUAAAGAUUGAUUGUACGCAUAGAUAUUGUGUUUCUGAGUGUUUAGAAGGGGAUCAAAUAAAUUUUUUUGUC